Molecule: messenger RNA, 1581 nt
Organism: Anopheles marshallii
Lineage: Eukaryota; Metazoa; Arthropoda; Insecta; Diptera; Culicidae
Gene: SmydA-4
Product: SET domain-containing protein SmydA-8
Exons: 4
Coding region: 1-1581 (526 amino acids)
Molecular function (GO): protein binding
Source: RefSeq, a predicted model, not a curated record
AUGGCGCCUCAUCAUAGGAAGAAGAAACAUAAAAAACAAAACCUACCAUCCGGGAUUUCCAAAGAAAAUGACAACUCAUCUACUGAACAGGGUCAUUUAGUUCAUAUUCAAUUAGAAGCCAGCGCUCCUUACUCUGUAAAACGUACCGAGGAGAUUGGAAGAUAUCUCGUGGCUUCACGAGACCUCAAAGCGGGCGAUGUCAUCAUCGAAACAUUACCACUAAUUUUGGGUCCAUGUGCAGAAACGGAACCAGUAUGCUUGGCAUGCCAUAGCACCUUCACACCCGACAGUGUUAUUCACAGAUGUGAAAGAUGUAACUGGCGAAUAUGUUCUCCAAACUGCCAGGGUCUCCUCGCACCAAGUGCUCACUAUCAGCUCGAAUGCAUUCCACUGCGGGAUAAGGCUGUUUACAAGUUGCUCGAAACGUCCACUUCUGCCCAGGUGAAGUUGAUGUACGAAGCCAUACUUACUUUACGCUGUAUGCUACUGAAAACCGUAGAUUUCGCGAGUUACGACCGGUUACUAGAUAUGGAGCCUUUGAAUGACGUUCGCCAACAGAUUCCUAAACUAUGGAAUCGUAACCAUAAAGAGAUUGUACAACGAAUUCGGAACGAUUGGGGGUUUGCAGCGGAAUUUACCGAACAGGAACUACACACCAUCUGCGGUAUCAUUGAGGUCAAUGCGUUUGAGGUGGGACAAGAACCCAUCAAAGCCCGUGCGCUUUUCCCAGAAGCGUAUCUUCUCAUGCAUGACUGUACACCCAACACAGGCCACACGGAUGCACUCCGAACACAUUAUCUAACCGUAAGGGUACUGCGAGAUGUUAAGACAGGUGAAUCGCUUACACUUACCUACGCACACAUUCUUCAAGGUACGUUAAAACGACGCCAUCAUUUAAAAGAAGAAAAAUUCUUCGAUUGUAACUGCCGCCGCUGUUCCGAUCCUACCGAACUCGGUACGUACUGUAGUGCAUUACGGUGUACCAAGUGUCAAAGAGGGCUAAUCCUACCAGUGAACCCACUCGAGCAGAAAUCAGAAUGGCGUUGUCAGCAAUGCCCCACAGCAAUGUCAUGUGAUUCGGUCAUAUUGCUAAUAGAAAAACUAUCCCAACAGCUCGAAUGCAUAGGUGGUAACGAUGUGAACGGAUUGGAAUCAUUUCUUCGCCUUCAGAACACUGUCCUACACGAUAACCACUAUCUGCUACUGUCGGUUAAACAUUCUCUGUGUGAGUUGUAUGGAAAGAUCGAGAGAUAUCUUAUACCGCAGCUGAAUCCGGACCAGUUAAAACACAAAGAAACGCUCUGUCGCGAUCUGCUAGAAGUAGUUGAUCUGCUGGAGCCGGGAUUAAGUAGACUACGGGGUACCAUAAUGUACGAGAUGCAUGUCCCAUUGUUGAUAGAGGCGGGUCAACUGUUUCAGAGUGGUGUAAUUCAACCAAACGAGUUACGUCGUCGACUAAAGGAGGUGCAACGCCUUUUGAAAGAGAGUGAAAGGAUUUUGUCGGUCGAGCCUGAAGGAUCACCCGAGCAUAGCAUAGCAGAGGCAGCUAGGGAUGCUCUUGAGAAUAUGGGAUCUGUAUGA